CGGAGGAGCUGUACGUGUGGAAGGUGAUGCUCCAGGCAGUGAGGUGGGCGCCUCUGUGGACCCCAGCGGCGGCUACAGUUGCGUCCCAGUGACCCACAGUGGCGGGCUCGGCCCCGGCCACUUGGACAACCAGUUCUACGGUCACAUCUUGCUACCCGGCCACCCACGGCCACGCCGACCCAAGCUCCAGCACUCCCAGUCCAUCCUCCGCAAGCAGGCAGAGGAGGAGGCCAUCAAGCGCUCCCGCUCACUGUCAGAGAGCUAUGAACUCUCAUCAGACCUACAGGACAAGCAGGUGGAGAUGCUAGAGCGGAAAUAUGGUGGCCGUUUCAUAACCCGACAUGCAGCUCGCACCAUUCAGACAGCCUUCCGCCAGUACCAGAUGAACAAGAACUUUGAACGUCUUAGAAGUUCUAUGUCUGAGAACCGUAUGUCCAGACGGAUCGUCCUAUCCAAUAUGAGAAUGCAGUUUUCCUUCGAAGGACCUGAAAAAGUCCACAGCUCCUACUUCGAGGGAAAGCAGGUCUCACUAACAGAUGAUGGCACCAAAAUUGGCACACUGAUGCAGUCAGAGCAUGGUGAGGAGAUGGGGGUACAGGCUAAAACCCCCACAACGCAGAGUGACUUCACAGAUGCUAUCACAGAACUAGAAGAUGCCUUCUCCAGGCAGGUCAAAUCUCUAGCUGAGUCCAUAGAUGACGCUCUAAACUGUCGCAGCCUUCACGGUGACGAUAGCCAGUCAGAACCAGUUAGAGGGCACCAGGAUUUGGAUAGGCAGGUCAGCUGCCCAGUUAAACCCUCUCACAGUGCAGAACACCGAAAACUGGAUGAAAUGACGGCAUCUUACAGUGAUGUCACCCUUUACAUCGAUGAAGAGGAGCUGUCACCACCCCUGCCUCUGUCUCAGUCUGUAGACCGACCCUCCAGCACAGAAUCAGACUUGCGUCAGCGUUCCCUCAACUCCUCCCAGGACUACUGGUCUCUGGCCCAUAAGGAUGAGAAAGGGGAUACGGACACCAGCUGCCGCAGCACACCAUCCCUGGAGUGCCAAGAGCAGCGUCUGCGGGUAGACCACCUACCCUUACUGACCAUUGAGCCCCCCAGCGACAGCUCUGUGGAGCUGAGUGAUCGCUCUGACCGCAGCUCUUUGAAGAGACAAAAUGCCUACGACCGGACCCUCACCAACCAGCAGAGCAGCCCCAAACACAUCAGCCAUGGCCUGCCACCCCGAGGGCCUUCCAGAGAAGAUGACGGCACCCGCCAUCGGCCACGACAACUGGAGGCCCACCUGGCCAUCAAUGGCACUGCAAAUCGCCAGAGCAAGUCGGAGUCCGAUUUCUCUGAUGGUGACAACGACAGUAUCAACAGUACAUCGAACUCCAAUGACACCAUCAACUGCAGCUCCGAGUCCUCAUCCAGAGACAGCCUGAGGGAGCAUACGCUCAGCAAGCAGACGUACCACAAAGAGACUCGCAACAGCUGGGACUCGCCUGCAUUCAGCAAUGAUAUCAUCCGUAAAAGGCACUACCGCAUUGGACUAAACCUCUUUAACAAGAAACCAGAAAAAGGCAUCCAGUAUCUGAUUGAGCGAAACUUUGUUCCAGACACUCCUGUGGGUGUGGCCCACUUCCUGCUCCAGAGGAAGGGCUUGAGUAGACAGAUGAUUGGAGAAUUCCUGGGUAACAGACAGAAACAGUUCAACCGAGAUGUCCUUGACUGUGUGGUGGAUGAAAUGGACUUCUCAAGUAUGGAGCUGGAUGAAGCACUCAGGAAAUUCCAGGCCCACAUCAGAGUCCAGGGAGAGGCACAGAAAGUUGAGCGGCUGAUAGAGGCCUACAGCCAACGCUACUGCAUCUGCAACCCUGGUGUGGUACGCCAGUUCAGGAACCCAGACACCAUCUUCAUUCUGGCCUUUGCCAUCAUCCUUCUCAACACUGACAUGUACAGCCCCAACGUCAAGCCUGAGAGGAAGAUGAAGCUGGAGGACUUUGUUAAGAACCUUCGAGGAGUGGAUGAUGGGGAGGAUAUCCCCCGAGAGAUGCUGGUAGGGAUAUAUGAGCGGAUUCGAAAGCGGGAGCUCAAGACUAAUGAAGACCAUGUGUCCCAGGUUCAGAAAGUGGAGAAACUUAUUGUUGGUAAAAAGCCGAUUGGCUCUUUACACCAUGGUCUGGGCUGUGUACUAUCCCUUCCCCAUCGGCGGCUGGUCUGUUACUGCAGGCUUUUUGAAGUGCCUGACCCCAACAAACCACAAAAGUUGGGUCUGCACCAAAGGGAAAUCUUCCUCUUUAAUGACCUACUAGUGGUUACCAAAAUUUUCCAGAAGAAAAAGAACUCUGUGACGUACAGCUUUCGGCAGUCCUUCUCACUUUAUGGCAUGCAAGUGCUGCUCUUUGAGAAUCAGUAUUAUCCCAAUGGAGUUCGGCUGACCUCGGCCAUUCCUGGAGCUGACAUCAAAGUCCUCAUCAACUUCAAUGCUCCCAACCCUCAGGACCGCAAAAAGUUUACCGACGAUUUGCGUGAAUCUAUCGCUGAAGUCCAAGAGAUGGAGAAGUAUCGAAUAGAAUCUGAGCUAGAAAAACAGAAAGGGGUGGUGAGGCCCAGCAUGUCCCAGAGUUCUGGGUUAAAGAAGGAAACGGGCAACGGAAACCUGAACCGAGCGAGCCUCGACGACAGCUAUGCCAUCGGUGAAGGUUUAAAGAGGAGCGCCCUCAGCAGCUCCCUGCGUGACCUCUCAGACGCAGGCAAGCGUGGGAGACGCAGCAGUGCAGGAUCACUAGACAGCAAUAUGGAAGGGUCCAUCAUUAGCAGUCCUCACAUGCGGCGGAGAACUCCCUCAAGCCGAGACUGCCCAUCCCGUCACAGCGGCCAGUCUCUGCCCAACUCCUCCUCACUGCUGGGGUCUCUUUUUGGCACCAGGCGGUUGAAGUCUCCCAGCCCUACCCCUCAGACCCCGCACCCUACCCUCAUCUCCCACACCCCACACCCUUCCAACCUGCACCACACGGCCCGGGCGGAGACGGACACGCCCGGCGGCAUGCACCACGCCCAGUUCUGCCACAUGACCCAAAACCCCCCGCCUUACCACCACCACCACCACUACCACCCGCCUGCCCACUUGCAGCACCCACCGCACCAGUACCACCCGCCGCCCUCUCACGGGCAGCAGCCACCCUUCCCGCCUCACUCUCACACGCAGCACAGCCACGGGAGCCACCCGACCCACUCUGCGCACUCCUCCCACUCCGCGCACGGCUCCCACCACCACGGCCCGCCGUCGGCGCCCACCCAGGCCCCCAGCAGCACCAAGCCCAAGCACAGCGGCAUCAGUACAGUGGUGUGAGGCGCCUGUGAGCCUAUCCGGGCUCUCUUGACUGAACUUUGAUUUUACUCCGAGGCUCUCGGUUGAUGAGACGGUCGCACUGUGCAUCGCCGGUCUGCUUCUCCAGGAAAAUGUGAAGCCAGACGAGAUCCUGUGCCUCCUUCACAGUAUUUUCUCAAGAGGGCAGUUUAUUCAACACAGUUCUUUUUCCUGGUUGCUCAUUUCAGAUUAUAAUUCACGCCUCAGGAGCAACAGACGCAAGAGCAUGCACAAAGACCACACCUACUGUUUCUCCUCAGUCAAUUAAAGGAACAUGAUCAAAUAUCUCGCUUACUAGUACUUUACAGAAUAAGUAAAAUAGUAAUCUUGAUUUUAGUGUCUACAAAGUGAUUUAAACUAGUGUGAGGAUGGUUUGGCUGAACAGACGGACAGAUGAGACGAGACGGUCAGCCUCAGCAGUAGCCGUACGAAUAUUUAAUGUAGCGGUAGCUCACAGUGCACUGUGAUAUCUCUGUUAGCAGUGAUAAAUGUGCCAAUUAUCGAAGCAUUUACUAAUUUAGUCACAGAAAUUGCUUUAUGUAUAUUGUGCAUAUAGUAUUUUGUAAAAUAAUAUCAACUGUUAUAAUUAUAAUUAUUAUUACAGGACAAAAUGGCAUCAGUUAGAAAUCUCAGUAUUAUACUCGCACAUAGGUGGCGUAGUUUCACUGUUAAGAGACCAAUCAAAGCUUUUCAUUAGGCAAUGUAGUACGCUGGAAUACUAACGUAUAUGGUUGCCUUUGAGUUAGAACUCUGUUAAGAUUGCUGACGGCCCGCGUACACGUUCAUCCACCGCACUUGUCAGUUUUGCAGUUUGUUGUGUCUCCACAGCGACUUGCCGAGCAAACAUCUGAAUGUCUGCCCUUUCAGUACUAGCUGCUCGUCCGCCGUCAUUUUAUUUUUUUAAACUAUUUUUUCAGAGUCCAAGAAACAUUAUCAAAUGCUUUGUAUGUUGUGCUGCGACCUGGUAGGAUUCUACGAGCCCGACCCAUAGGAGGAGGAUGUUUUUUUGAUGAUGUUUGCGGAAGUGGAAGGAGUCAGUGUGAACUGUGCAGAAGGGAAAACAGCAACCAUGACUGUUUCAAGUGUCUCUCCUGACGUGGAAGCUCUCAGCUGGCUGAGUGUGCCCCCUGUCCCUCUUUUUGGUUUUGCGUCUCUUGAGCGUCGAGUGCUGUUUACUCUCUCUCUCUCUCUCUCUCCGUCGGACUUUUUUCUCCCUCAGAGCGACGUGGACGCUACAGACUAAAAAAAAAAAAAGUAAAAAAUCAAUAAUUAUCAUCCUGCAAUGGUGAUGACACUUAUGCUUCACUCACCACAAAGACACAGACAGUUUUAUAUCAAUCAUCAUUCUAGACAUAUUAUGGGAUGGCUGGUUAUACCUCCCGGCUAUCCUGUGCACAGUAUCUGUGGUGUGUGUGUGUGUGUGUGUGUGUGUGUGUGUGUGAAGAGUGGAGGCAAUGGGCUGGUGUGCUGGAGCAUAUUUUGUUGCGGGGGUGCAGCGAUAGACACAGCACUUGUUCUACAUAGCUGAUAUCAGUGGCAGAAACUAGUCUGUAUCUGCUUAAAGACUGAGAUGGAUUUUUUUUUUUUUUACUUGUAUGUGCAAUAUGUAUUUACUUUUUUGUCCAAGAGCAUUUGCAAUCUGGUGUUUAUUCUGUUUUGUUUAGUUCUGUUAGGUCUGUCUUUUUUUUUCUCCCCCUCCAACAUCCUCUGUCAUUUGUUCCUCAAUAUUUCAGUGAAGUGCAAGUAUCCACAUGGAUUUGGAGCGAUUGGACCUUCCACACUGAUAAAGAAUGUCAAAGAAUAAUAAUUGCAUGUAACAACGUAUUUUAAGGCUAUUUUCUAACUAUCCUUGUAUUCCCAAACUAUUACCAGUGUUACAGUUGACAGUUGUUGAAAAUGAAUGGUAGAAUAGCUUUGACUUCUUCAAUUACAGCUAACUGAAGUCACCCAUGUAUUUGUGUCACUCCAAAAGGAUGAAUCUGUAUCUUUCCUGAUCCACAUACAUAGUAGUUUAUCGGAUCUUAUGUGAAGCUGGAUGUUGAGAGGAAAGGUCUCGGCCAAUAGAAAAAUGGUGUGAUAGUGAAUAGACAGCAAUGAGAAUAACGAAUGGAACUCUUAUCUCCAUAUUAAUCAUGUAUCUGUCAAUGGCUCACACAUUACUGUUGUCAAGUUCAGUAGAUCAGUAUUCUUAAAUACGUCUUUCCCAAGGUUCCAGUUUUCAAAAGGUACCACUUUUUAAUAAAACACCUUUUAUAAAGAGUUGAUCAAUUAUAACUAAUAGCUUAAGUAAGGGUCACUAAAUAAUUAGCUUAUGCUUGAUGUAAAAAGCUACUAAUAUUGUUCCGAAAAUCUCCAGGGCAACAAAUGUUAGAGGAUUGGUUCUAAAUGUUAUGUAGUCUUUAAAGCGUAUUUCCAAUAAUCCAUCAAGUCUGCAGUUGUAAAGCUGGUGGCGAUAGCGCUCGAAGAAGCAUAUCAAUGUGCUUGUAAAGGCAGCAAAGAAGAAGAGUGCAACGCUGGCAAUACUGGUCGAUACUCGCUUGCUUUGGAAAUGUUCUAAUAGAAAAUGCCUUCAGUGUAUUUGACAUUUUGGUGAGGAACACAAGAAGUAAACACCACUUUUGUUUGUUUCCAAGAGAAAACUACACAGGGUAACUUUAAUUGAAAUUGAAACACUUCUAUGAAAUAAAAAUGUACCCUCUGGGAAAAAAGCAGCAUAGCAUAGGUACGGUUU
Messenger RNA from Scomber japonicus (chub mackerel), 6089 nucleotides. RefSeq names its product IQ motif and Sec7 domain ArfGEF 1b (gene iqsec1b). Gene Ontology annotation, biological process: regulation of ARF protein signal transduction; actin cytoskeleton organization. The record is from RefSeq and is a predicted model, not a curated record. The transcript is spliced from 14 exons. NCBI's taxonomy places the organism in Eukaryota, Metazoa, Chordata, Actinopteri, Scombriformes, Scombridae. Gene Ontology annotation, molecular function: protein binding; guanyl-nucleotide exchange factor activity. The coding region runs from base 302 to 3340 and encodes 1012 amino acids.